This is a messenger RNA of Calliphora vicina (urban bluebottle blowfly), 354 nucleotides long. RefSeq names its product Adipokinetic hormone (gene Akh). NCBI's taxonomy places the organism in Eukaryota, Metazoa, Arthropoda, Insecta, Diptera, Calliphoridae. The coding region runs from base 24 to 269 and encodes 81 amino acids. The transcript has 2 exons. The record is from RefSeq and is a predicted model, not a curated record. Gene Ontology annotation, molecular function: hormone activity. Gene Ontology annotation, cellular component: extracellular region.
ACCAAUUGACAUCAGAAAUCAACAUGAACUCAAUCAGCAUCUUAGUACCAACCAUUGUAUUGCUCUUGGUCUUGGCCUGUGUAGAAUGUCAGUUGACAUUUUCACCCGAUUGGGGCAAACGAUCGGUGGGAGCAUCGGGUUCAAAUACUGGAGCAUUCUUUGAUCCCCAGCCAGGCAACUGUAAGACAUCUAAUGAAAUGUUAUUGGAAAUCUUUCGUUUUGUCCAGAAUGAAGCCCAAUUAUUUUUGGAUUGCAAACAUCGGGAAUAAUUUCAUCAAAUUGGAAAAACGGCUCAUUGAUAAUUUAUAAGUUUUCAAGCAUUUCAAUCAUAUUCAAUAUCAUCUUUAUUGUAUU